AUGAAGCUGACCACCGCUCUCGCUACCGUGGCAGCCCUCCUCCCGCUCGACGCCGUCGCCGACUUCGACCUGUACGAGUCGCACAUCGGCUUCGUCGCCGGCGGCGGCAACGGCGAGGUGAACCCCUACAUAGACGAGAUCCUCGUCGCGCAGCCGUACAUCAGCUACGACGCGGCCAUCUGCAAGGCGCCCUUCUGGAGCCAGCUGCGCGCCGGCUCGCCCUACUGCGACGUCAAGAUCAAGUUCAACAACGGCUGCGCCGUGCUGCGCAACUGCGGCGGCGGCGGCGAGCCGCACAAGCUCAAGACGGGCGACAAGUUUGCCGACCUCGAGGACUGCGGCGGCGGCAACCGCGGCACGUGCUACGCCUGGCACGACGUGGCCAGCACGCACACCUGCGCCUGGCAGGAGGCCGGCCGAAUGUCGUACAGCCGCGUCGCCUGCAAGACGCCCAACUUUAACGGCGCCGAGGCCCUCGGGGAGUGGUAG
Thyridium curvatum is the source of this 489-nucleotide messenger RNA. RefSeq lists its product as uncharacterized. The record is from RefSeq and is a predicted model, not a curated record. The transcript has a single exon. Bases 1 to 489 code for a protein of 162 amino acids. Lineage: Eukaryota; Fungi; Ascomycota; Sordariomycetes; Thyridiales; Thyridiaceae.